AUGGGCUGCAGGAGCGCACUCUUCGUGGCCAUCUCGGCCGCCCUCUCUCGUUUGCCACCUCGGCUCAGGCGUUUCGGGGGGAUGGAGGCUCAUCAGCAGGAGUUGGACCACGUGCUCGGUGGGCUGCACGACCUGCACGAUGACCGGAGCGUGAUGCGCACCACCUUCCAGGCGCUCUACGACGUCGCCCACGCUCAGAGUCACGCCGUCCGAGAGGUGGAGCGCAAGCUGGAGGAGGUGCACGACGCGCUCGUGGCGGCGCUGAACAAGAAGGCCGACGCCGUGGAGCUCCGCUCGGCGGUCGCCCUGGCGAACGAGGCGCGCGCCGCCGCGGACCUGGUCGCCCAGCGCGUCGAGGAGGAGGCGCAGUGCACCCUGGACGCCCAGAAGUCCGCCGCGGAGGACGUGCAUGCGCUGCGCUACGGCCUGAGCGACCUUCGCGCGGCCGUGGAGAG
Molecule: messenger RNA, 455 nt
Organism: Prorocentrum cordatum
Lineage: Eukaryota; Dinophyceae; Prorocentrales; Prorocentraceae
Source: the annotation of a GenBank genome assembly